Messenger RNA from Symbiodinium sp. CCMP2592, 699 nucleotides. The record is from the annotation of a GenBank genome assembly. NCBI's taxonomy places the organism in Eukaryota, Dinophyceae, Suessiales, Symbiodiniaceae.
AUGCAUGCAGGCCAGCAGACGAGCUUCUGGGAAGGAUGCGCUCGCUUUCUCCGUGGAGAUGAUAAGACUCUACUUGACAAGUUUCGGGAGCGAUGCAAAGAGCAACUCGAGGAAUGCCUGAAGCGAAGGGCAAAGUCUAAGGCAGGCCCCAGGAGAGACACACUGCGGGUGGUGCUGCGGUUGCACUGUGUGGUCUACUACAACCCCAGAAACAUUGCGGACAGCUUUCACUCCCUGUUGGCGGACCGGCGCUUUCACUCCCUGUUGACGGACCCGAGCGUCCCAGGUCACAGCGAGCUCUUCCGGCGCAUAGGAGGGGACCCCUUGUGGCAGUACUUUGCAGACCUCUUCGGCAAUGACGUCGAAAAAAAUGUUGCCAGCGAGGUGCUCGGCAAAGGAGGUGCAGAAUGGCGACCACAUUUGCAAGAUCUUGUUGACGAGCGUGUUGCCCGAUAUCCACGGGUUGCCUUGCCGCUUCUUGACGCGCUUGGUCGAGCUUGGGAGCAUCAGCUGUGCAGCGACACCGACAUGGACUCAGAGGACAAGGUGAUGAAAGCGACCCCGAGAGUUCAAUCCGAUCCUCGCACGACGGAGGAGCUGCAGAGGCGCGCAAGGGCCCAGCACAAGGCGCCGAGACCUGGCCUUGGUUCAAGGCUUUCGGACUCGCGUGACAUCGAUCUGGGAGUUUCCGAAGACUAG